GUUAAGGCUCUGGACCAACGCUGGGCGAACCAGCUUCGCUCCGCAGGUGUCUGCGCGGCUGGCCUCGCUCUCCCCCUAGCGGACCCGUGCGAUAGUGCAUUCUCGGCUCCAGCGCACAGAGCCGCAUCCAGGAACUGUUCGCGCGCGCAGCCUUGGCGCUGCUCGCUGGCCGCCUGCACGCGUGCAGCGACCAGCCAGGCUGCAGCCAGGGGAUUCCAACUGAGGCUCCAGAGUCAGAGACUUCAGCCUAGCAUCACAUUAGGUGCAGGCGGCCGGCCAUCCCAACCCGGGCCGGGAGCGCACGCGUCACUGGGGCCGUCAGUCGCGGUGCAACUUCCCCGGGGAGUCAACUAGGUUCACCUGCGGACUCGGUGCAGUGGAAGCUGCUGAACUUCCCAAGGAACGGGCGCCCUGGGGGCUCUGGGCUUGUGGCUGGUAGGGGAUUCCCGCUCAUUUGCAGUGGCUCAGAGGAGGGUGGACCCAGCAGAUCUGUCUGUGGAGUCUCCAGGACUAGAAUCCCAGGCGCCGCCCUCCGACACGUGAGACCCCGCCGUACCACACCGUAAAGGGCUCCAAGACCCGGGCGCACCGCGGCCGCCGGGAUCAUGGAGGGCGCGUUCGCAGCCAACUGGAGUGCCGAGGCGGUCAACGCUAGCGCCGCGCCUCCGGGGGCCGAGGGCAACCGCACCGCCGGGCCCCCGCAGCGCAACGAGGCUUUGGCUCGCGUGGAGGUGGCGGUGCUGUGUCUCAUCCUGUUCCUGGCGCUAAGCGGGAAUGCGUGUGUGUUGCUGGCGCUGCGCAUCACGCGCCACAAGCACUCACGCCUCUUUUUUUUCAUGAAGCACCUGAGCAUUGCCGACCUGGUGGUGGCUGUGUUUCAGGUGCUGCCGCAGCUGCUGUGGGACAUCACCUACCGCUUCUACGGGCCCGACCUGCUGUGCCGCCUGGUCAAGUACUUGCAGGUGGUGGGCAUGUUUGCCUCUACCUACCUGCUGCUGCUCAUGUCGCUGGACCGCUGCCUGGCCAUCUGCCAGCCGCUACGCUCGCUGCGCCGCCGCACCGACCGCCUCGCCGUGCUCGCCACGUGGUUUGGCUGCCUGGUGGCCAGCGUGCCGCAGAUGCACAUCUUCUCGUUGCGCGAGGUGGCUGAUGGCGUCUUCGACUGCUGGGCCGUCUUCAUCCAGCCCUGGGGACCCAAGGCCUACAUCACGUGGAUCACGCUAGCUGUCUACAUCGUGCCGGUCAUCGUGCUAGCCACCUGCUACGGCCUUAUCAGCUUCAAGAUCUGGCAGAACUUGCGUCUGAAGACCGCUGCAGCAGCGGCGGCUGAGGCGCCAGAGGGCGCGGUGGUUGGCGCUGGGGGGCGCAUGGCCCUGGCGCGUGUCAGCAGCGUCAAGCUCAUCUCCAAGGCCAAGAUCCGCACGGUCAAGAUGACUUUCAUCAUUGUGCUGGCCUUCAUCGUGUGCUGGACGCCUUUCUUCUUCGUGCAGAUGUGGAGCGUCUGGGAUGCCAACGCGCCCAAGGAAGCCUCAGCCUUCAUCAUCGUCAUGCUCCUGGCCAGCCUCAACAGCUGCUGUAACCCCUGGAUCUACAUGCUGUUCACAGGCCACCUCUUCCAUGAACUUGUGCAGCACUUCCUGUGCUGCUCCUCCAGCUACCUGAAGGGCAACCGCCUGGGAGAGACAAGUGCCAGCAAGAAGAGCAACUCGUCCUCCUUUGUCCUGAGCCACCGCAGUUCCAGCCAGAGGAGCUGCUCCCAGCCAUCCAUGGCGUGACCCACCAGCCAGGGCCAGGGCUGCCUCCUGAGGCUUGGGCUGUGCUGGCAUGGGUGGUCUGCCUCUGGGUGGUGGCGUAUGGAUUUGUCUAAGGUACCUAUCAGUUUGUAUCACUCCACUCUUUGGGGUGGCUACAGUCGGGUGGAGAGUAGCCUCCAUGGUGGAAGAUGAUAGGGGACUCAGCCAUCAGACAACCCCCUGGCCUCUUGCACGUACUUCUACCACCCUGACCGCACUGCUACCCUGGGGAGUGGGUGGGUUGUUUUUUCCCCUGAACCUGUAAUUUCACUCCAGUAUCUUUUUACUUCUUUAUUCUGGGCUAUUGUGAAAAGUGGUAAAUAGAAGAUUGGUGACCAAUUGGGUCAGGAAGUCCAGUGUUCUGGACUUGGGGUAAGGAUUGGGGAUGGGAACUUAGAUGAGGGUGGUGCUGAGAUCCUCCUGACUUCAAAGUGCAUUUGCCUUUGAGUGGACAAGUGCUGGGGUCCUUGGGGACGAACUUGUGAGAGGAUAUCCCAAGGAGUAGGGGAUUACCUUAUAAUACUAUCUGGCAUAGCAGAUCAAUUAGAACUUGGGUAAAAAAUGUUUAAAAAGCUAAUGUUUAAGAAGCAGUUGGGAAAGAAAAAGAAAUAAUGCAUCCAGAUUGGAAAAGAAGAAAUAAAACUGUUUGCAGGCGACACUGUUUUGUAUGUAGAAAUUCACACACACACACACACACACACACACACACACACACACAGAGCUAUUAGAACUAAUAAGCAAGUUCCACAAGGUUGCAAGAUACAAGACCAGUAUACAAAAAUGAAUUGCAUAUCCUUAUACUAGCAACAAACAAUAUGAAAAUGAAGUUAAUAAUCCCAUUUGUAUUAGAAUCAGAAAGAAUAAAAUAGGAAUCAAUUUAACAAAACAAGUGCAAGACGGAAAACUACAAAAUUUGAAAGAAAUUAAAGAAGGCUUAAAUAAAUGGAAAGACAUCCUGUGUUCAUGGAUCAGACUUAGUAUUGUUAAGAUGGCAAUACCAUCCUAACUGAUACACAGAUUCGCUGCAAUCCUUAUGAAAAUCGUAGCUAGCUUCUCUGCAGAAAUGGAUAAGCUAGUCCCAAAAUUCAUAAAGAAAUACAAGGGAUCCAGAAUAGCCAAAUAAGCCUUGAAAAAGAACAAAGUUGGUGGAUUCACACUUCCUGAUUUCAUAAUUUAUGAUAAAGGUACAGUAAUCAGAGCAGUGUGUUACUGGCUUAAGAACAGACAUAUGGAGUAGAAUGAAGAGUACAGAUAUGAACACUUGUACUUAUGGUCAAUUGAUUUUUGACAAGAUUCCCAAGACAAUUCAAUAGAGAAAGAAGAGUCUUUUCAACUAAUGGCACUGGGACAAUGAUAUGCAUGUGCAAAAGAAUGAGGUUGGACCUUUACUCAUACCAUGUGCAAAAAUCAACUCAAAAUGCAUCCAAGACCUAAAUAUAAGAGCCGAAAGUAUAAAAUCUAAGAAAGAAAUGUAGGCAUAGAUUUUUGUAACCUUGAAUUAGCCAGCAGUUUCUUAGAUAUGACCCCAAAGACACAAGCAACCAAUGAAAAAAAUAGGUAAAUUGGAUUUAAUUAAGAUUUGAAGCUUUUGUAAUUCAAAAGACCCUAUGAAGAAAGUGAAAAGACAACCUGCAGAAUGGGAGAAAAUAUUUGCAAGUCAUCUAUAUAUCUGGAAUAUAUAAAUAACUUGUAUCCGAAAUAUAUAAAUAACUCUUAUAACAUAAUAAUGAGGAGAAAAAUAAGUCAAUUUUUAAAAUGGCCUAAAGAUCUGAACAGACAUUUCUCCAACGAAGAUAUGCAAAUGGCUAAGAAGCACAUGAAAAAAUGCUCAACAUUAUUAUUCAUUGGGAAAUGCAAGUCAAAACCACAAUGAGAUUCCACUUUACAAUCACUAGGAUGGCUACAAUAAAAAGAUGGACAAGAGCAAGUGCUGGUGAGGGUGCAGAGAAACUGGUGAAAUGUAAAUUGUUGGUGGGAAUGUAAAUGGUGCACCUGCUUUGAAAAACAGUUUGGCAGUACCUCAAAAAGUUAAAUGUAGAGUGACCAUAUGACCCAGGAAUGCCACUCCUAGGCAUUUACGCAAGAGAAAUGAAAACGUACAUACACACAAAAACUUGUACGCCGAUAUUCAUAGCAACAUUGUUUGUAAUAGCCAAAAAGUGGAAACAACCCAGAUGUCUAUCAACUGGUGAAUGGGAAAUAAAAUGUGGUAUAUCCAUACAAUGAAACGUUAUUUGACUCUAAAAAGCAAUGAAGUGCUGACACGUGCUACAACAUGCAUGAACCUUGAAAACAUUACAUGAAGUAAAAGAAGGCAGUUGCAAAAGCCCACGUAUUGUCUGAUUCCAUUGAAAUGCAGUGUCUAAAAUGGACAAAUCUAUAGAGACAGAAUAUAGGUUAGUGUUUGCCAGGGCCUGGAGGCUGUGGGAGAUAAGGCGUGACUACAAAAGGUAUGGGAGUUUCUAUUUUUGGGUGAUGAAAAUGUUCUGAAAUUAGUGGUGAUGGUGCACGAUUUUGGGAAUGUACUAAAAACCAAUGAACUUUAAAAAAAUAAAAAAUGUUCAACAGAUAAAUUCAGAGAAGGCCAGCUUGAUGGAUGAAUUCCUUGGAAU
Molecule: messenger RNA, 4405 nt
Organism: Saimiri boliviensis boliviensis (Bolivian squirrel monkey)
Lineage: Eukaryota; Metazoa; Chordata; Mammalia; Primates; Cebidae
Gene: OXTR
Product: oxytocin receptor
Biological process (GO): regulation of systemic arterial blood pressure by vasopressin; cellular response to hormone stimulus; G protein-coupled receptor signaling pathway
Cellular component (GO): plasma membrane
Molecular function (GO): vasopressin receptor activity; oxytocin receptor activity; peptide binding
Source: RefSeq, a predicted model, not a curated record